Messenger RNA from Myodes glareolus (Bank vole), 4448 nucleotides. The record is from RefSeq and is a predicted model, not a curated record. NCBI's taxonomy places the organism in Eukaryota, Metazoa, Chordata, Mammalia, Rodentia, Cricetidae.
UCGUGCGUGGUUACUAUGCAAAUUGCAGCGAUUGCGGAAAUAAACAAGGGGGUAGGGAAAGGCGAGAGGGGCUGCCGAAAGGAUCGCAACUUCUGCAAAGUCUCUUACAAGCACACCAAGCAAAUCCAGAGAGAAUCUGAGAAGCAGCCAGCCCGGGGGACAAGCUAUGAAGCAAUUCGUCUGAGCAUUUUAAAGUUUCUCACGUACUCUUUUUACAUUGCAAUGGAUGAGUUUCAUCCUUUCAUCGAAGCACUUCUGCCCCAUGUCCGCGCCUUCGCCUACACAUGGUUCAACCUGCAGGCCCGAAAGCGGAAAUACUUCAAAAAACAUGAGAAGCGCAUGUCGAAAGAAGAGGAGAGGGCCGUGAAGGAUGAACUGCUCAGUGAGAAGCCCGAAGUCAAGCAGAAGUGGGCUUCCCGACUCCUGGCCAAGUUACGGAAAGAUAUCCGACCCGAAUACCGAGAGGAUUUUGUUCUUACAGUUACAGGGAAAAAACCUCCAUGCUGUGUCCUUUCCAACCCAGACCAGAAAGGCAAGAUGCGGAGAAUUGACUGCCUCCGCCAGGCAGACAAAGUGUGGAGGUUGGACCUCGUCAUGGUGAUCCUGUUCAAAGGUAUUCCGCUGGAAAGUACUGAUGGCGAGCGUCUUGUAAAGUCCCCGCAGUGCUCGAAUCCAGGGCUCUGUGUCCAGCCCCAUCACAUAGGGGUUUCUGUUAAGGAACUCGACUUAUAUUUGGCAUACUUUGUGCACGCAGCAGAUUCAAGUCAAUCUGAAAGUCCCAGCCAGCCAAGUGAUGCUGACAUUAAGGACCAGCCAGAAAAUGGACAUUUGGGCUUCCAGGACAGUUUUGUCACAUCAGGUGUUUUCAGUGUGACCGAGCUAGUAAGAGUGUCACAAACACCAAUCGCUGCAGGAACUGGCCCCAACUUCUCUCUCUCUGAUUUGGAAAGUUCCUCAUACUACAGCAUGAGUCCAGGAGCAAUGAGGAGGUCUCUACCCAGCACAUCCUCGACCAGCUCUACCAAGCGCCUCAAGUCUGUGGAGGAUGAAAUGGACAGUCCUGGUGAAGAACCAUUUUACACCGGCCAAGGGCGCUCCCCGGGGAGUGGCAGUCAGUCCAGUGGAUGGCACGAAGUCGAGCCAGGCAUGCCAUCUCCAACCACACUGAAGAAGUCGGAGAAGUCUGGUUUCAGCAGCCCCUCCCCUUCGCAGACCUCCUCCCUGGGGACAGCAUUCACACAGCAUCACCGACCUGUCAUUACAGGACCCAGAGCGAGUCCACAUGCGACGCCGUCGACGCUCCACUUCCCAACAUCACCCAUCAUCCAACAGCCUGGGCCUUAUUUCUCACACCCAGCCAUCCGCUACCAUCCUCAGGAGACGCUGAAAGAGUUUGUCCAGCUUGUCUGUCCUGAUGCUGGCCAGCAAGCUGGACAGGUGGGCUUCCUCAAUCCCAAUGGGAGCAGUCAAGGCAAGGUACACAACCCAUUCCUCCCCACCCCAAUGUUGCCGCCGCCGCCACCACCACCAAUGGCCAGGCCUGUGCCUCUGCCCAUGCCAGACACCAAGCCUCCAACCACAUCAACAGAAGGAGGUGCAGCCUCCCCCACCUCACCGACCUACUCGACACCCAGCACCUCCCCCGCAAACCGAUUCGUCAGUGUUGGACCACGGGAUCCAAGCUUUGUAAAUAUCCCUCAACAGACACAGUCCUGGUACCUGGGAUAAAAGUUGCAGCGUCCCACCAUCAACCAGACAGACCACCUGACCCCUUCUCAACUCUGUAACAUGGACGCAACCUCAACCCAGCGCAGUUACAACUUCACUGUCAGUGGAAGGGGAGAAAAACCGACUCGAAUCAACUUGGACAUGGAAACAGCAAGCAUCAUGGUCAAACAGCAAAGGCCAUAACCUUUCGGGAUUUUUUUUUUUUAAAAAAAAAUACUUUAGGGACUGUCGUAAUUUCUCAUAUGGUGCUGGAAAUGGUUGGGCUGUGUGACAUUUGAAGUGUUUCGGUGGUGGUGUGAGCAUUAGGUGAAGUGGCUGGCAGAGGAGGAGCCUUGCUCACUAACUUCCUGUGUAACACACUUCCCUUACGAGCCUGGCCUUUUCACAGUAUUUCAUGACUUUGCCCACGCAGGGGUGCCCCUCCCUGAGCAUCUGGAGCACCUGGAGAAUGGAAUCUUUUGUAGUAGCUGAGAUCUGCGAUCUGUAACUUACAGGACACUCAAAGGGCAAUGGUUUUUUUUUUUUCUUUUUUGGUUUUUUUUUUUUUUUUCCUGUAACAUAGUAGAAAAAGAAAAUGCAGUUGCGUUGAUCUUUCUUUUCGUUUGGUUUGGUUCAGCAGUCAGCAGUUACAUACACAACACAGCCCGCAAGGACAGUGAACCCACCCGUGUUGCAGAACAAUUCCCAAAGGACGGCAAAGACUACUGCUCUCAUUUGUUGUGUUCUCAAGUUUAGAAAUGCUGCACUUACAUUAAAAAAAAAAACAUUUUUCAACAAUUUCAACAAUGACACAAAAAUUCACAUGGAAAUGGGGAAGAUGGUCUGUUUUGACAGAAACUGACAGGAAUCAAAACAAUCGAAUUUUGAAUUGAGUGAAGUGCAAUUUCAUUGGAUAGCUAAGUAUCUUUGUAAGAUAGAGAUUGUUGAAAAUUCUAUUUUUGUUUUUCAAGUCCUUCCACCCCAGGACUCUAAAUUAUUGGGGUAAAAAACAGCCUUGCAAGAAAAAGGGGAGCUAUUUUUGCUUUUUAUGUUUUUUAUUGUUAAACUUGUAUCCCUUUAAAAAAAACUGAAGGAAAAUUUAAAAAAAAACAAAAAAAUACAAAUCUAAUGGUGCUUUUACCACAAUAUGUUAACUACAUUAAAUGCUAAUUAAUUAUUUUCUGUUAUCAAAGCACAUAACUCAAAUGAAAUCAUGGUAUCUGUUAAUUUUAUAAGCUAGAAAUCACUAUAAUGAAUUAUGCCAAUUCUGGAAAUUUUUACAUGUGUAUGGCAACACCAGAUCAAUCAGUUAUCAAGCGCCUCAUUGUACCAGACAUUGUCCAGAAGUUUCAAAGACCCUUUGCAAGCCCUGAACUGGGCUAUGGGAAACUUUAAUCCAACACCUCGGAUAGAGAAACAACUGCUGGUGCCCAUUCAGAUCAAGGGUACUCGUUAGGAAAAACGAAAAAAAGUUCACACACCCCCCCCAAUGUCUUGUAUCUUAUGUUUAAAAACAAAAAAAAAGACAAAAAAGAUCAAAAAAAAGAACAAAAAAAUAAAAAAGCAGAAACAAACAAAAAAAAUGCAAGUGAUUUUUCUACCAGACAGCGAAGCACCCCCUUGCUUCCCAUGCAACGUCAAGGUUUCCUAUGCUAUACAUAUAUAUGUGUUCUGGCUGGCAGGCCCUGCUGGCCGGAGGAAGUCUCUGCAUGUUCUAGUGUUAGUAACUAAUUUUUAUAUAGCUAAUGUAGGAUAAAGUAGAGUGCAUUAAGACAAUAUUGUAACUCACUCUAGGCACUAGCCUUUAAACUGUCUCAGCCCUUCAGAAGGGCUCAACUACUGUCCUAUACAAUCAAGUGACUGAAAUUCUUGGGAAGACACUUUGCUCCUCAUCUUUACCCCCAAACGGUGUUGUUUUGUUUUUAUUUUUUUCCUUAAUUUGCACGAAAACAAAAAUUCCAUAUCAAUGUGCCUUGCCCUGGAUAGUGGUGACUUGUGGAAUUGUUGCACACGCCCCUCUGUUUGAAGGGGUUCUCCCUACUCGAGCAUUCGGAGACACUUUUUGUAAAUGUAACUUUAUGUCAGCCAUCGUCCAUUUCAACAUCUAGACCUAAAUAGAAAGUUAGCUGUUCCGCAGACAGGCGUAGUCCUGAUUGUCCUGUGUGGUCAGUGGCAGUGCUAUUCUGAGCUCUGUAGAUGCUUACAAUAUCAGUAUUUGGGAUGUUGCUGCAUUUUUUUUUCAAUUUAUUUGGAGUCUUCCUUUAUUUUCCCCCAGAUAUAUGAAAAUAUGCAAUACCUGCUUAUAUCAUGUAGAAAAGCUUAGCAAUUAUUAGUUUUUCUUUUUUUUUUUUAUUUGACCAAAGUCAGUGCUGCAUUUGACGCAGUGUGUUUUUAGGUGUCUGUCUUUGUAUUUUCUGUGGUUUUUGAUGCACGUGUGCAGGAAGGGCUCCUCUUAGAGAAGCAGUCAAACUGUGAAGCACUAAGCUGACCCUGCUUCAAGCAAUUUUGUUUUUACAACUGUUCCUUUCACAAGCAAGCCUUAAAAAAAAAAAAAGACAACUUCCUUUCUCUUCAGCCCCCACACCCACUUUUCUUAGCAGACAGCAGUCAAUCCACAUUCAAUAAAAAGUACAUAAUGCCCAUUUUUAUAUGCACGUUUUUAAACUUCCAAGUUCUGAAAAUUGUUUACUGGUUAUCUCUAUUUAAGGAAAAAAAAUAAAAUAAAACAUUUUGGAUUUUCA